Messenger RNA from Haliotis rubra (blacklip abalone), 2068 nucleotides. RefSeq names its product serine-aspartate repeat-containing protein E-like. The transcript is spliced from 5 exons. NCBI's taxonomy places the organism in Eukaryota, Metazoa, Mollusca, Gastropoda, Lepetellida, Haliotidae. The record is from RefSeq and is a predicted model, not a curated record. Bases 82 to 1641 code for a protein of 519 amino acids.
UCUAUAUUUUAACACCAAACGUAAUAUUCAAUAAUAUUGAAGGCUGUGCGUAGUCGGUGAUCCUCACAUAUUUUAUAGUUCAUGUCGUAUAAAUUAGCAAACAAACAAGUUGAGGACAUAAACAACUCCGCAUCAGUAUCAACGCAGACAGGACUUCCGCAGGGAUGUGUCCUACUUCCCUUUGUAUUUCAUCACGACCUACUUACUUCUGUGUUCGUACAGCUAGGAGGUACAUGCCGUGAUGUAGUGUGUGGGGAACGGUGUUGUUCGUUGGACAUAUUUCCAGUUACUUGCUUAAAAGGCCACUCAAACAGAAGAAGAAGAAAGUUGAUAAACAGGUGCUCGCUAACCAACAUAAUGGUACAACAGGUGUGUGCCAUGUGUAGGCUGAUGGCUGAAGUCAAGAUUAUGCCAGUUGUGGAAUCACUGAAUGACUUCUGCUGUUUGUCCGAGGAUUUCUAUCAAGACCUCAAGAAGCCGUCUGUAUCAAAAAGAAUAAAAUGGCGGGGACUCUUACGAAAGAUUAACUCAAACCAACAGAAGCUGGCAAGGAUGAUAUUUGUCCAACUAAUUCAGAGAGUCAAUCCAGAGAUUGCGGAACAACUUGAGACGAUCAGUCAAAUCUGCUGCGUGUGUGGUCUUAUUGACAAUACCAAAGCUGGUGACCCACAGGACGAUCAAAUCAAAUUUAUGUCACUCCAGUUUCCGAAAACAACUCACACUUGGGAACCUCUCCGAAGGUCAAAAUCCCUUGAUAUUUUGAUCGAAUAUUCAUGUUCUAGCUUGGAUGGCAAGCCUGUAGAUAAACUUCAGUCUCAGGCUGAUCAAGAUCAUGGUGCAGGGUUUAUUAAAGCCAUUUACCAGAGAUCAGGGUUCAGGUAUGAAGACUCAAAACAAGAUUUACAUGGUAAGCAGUCAACAAAAAACCCUGAAUAUCACCAUGGACAGAUAAACCCAUACACUGACACUUUCCAUAAAGAUGAGAGUGUUGACUCUGACGAGACUUCACUCAUGGAAGUCCAGAAAAACGAAGCAUCCAGUGAGGACAGAAGAUCGGAUAAUGUUGAUGACGACGACGAUACUGAUGCUGAUGCUGAUACUGAUGCUGAUGCUGAUGCUGAGGCUGAGGCUGAUGUUGGGGCUGAGGCCGUUGUGGUUGAUCAAGAAAGUUAUGUUGAUGCACCUGAGAGGCUAUUUAAGUCAGACUCUGUCGAUCGUACCUCGGAAGGUAACAAUGGAGCAACCCAUCGACAACCCAGUUCAUCUGUAGAUUCAGAAGGUUUCUCAUUAGAGAAGACACCCACGAUACACGGACAGAUCAUCCACGAAAGUGUUGAACAAGAGAGACACAAUCCAGUUGGGGAGGUGUACGAUUCUGACGAUGUGCAGGUGCUUGCGUCUGAGGAUCUGGUAUCACAGGGUACGAGCAGGGUUCCCACAAAACAUGUCGGCGGACAUACUCAGAAAACGCCACCAGUUCAGUCGCAGACAAAAAUUCAAAUUCCAGCGACGUCGCUUGGUUGGGUAUUUCAAGCUUUGCUAACCGUCCUCGUAGUUGUGAUGCAUCUGCUGCCGACUGGUCUCCUGGUGGCCAUUAUAGCACUGAUAUGCAUACAGAUCUACAUCAGCAGGAAUGGCUAGAGAAUAGGGAGCGUGAUCAUCCACGGCUUUUAUGACGUUGCAAAAACGUUACUUAACUGCUACAUGUUUUGUUGAACGUUCAAUGGACGCUGCUUGGGCGAUUCAGAAUAUUACCACUUGCUAUGACUGUACGUGUUUUUUAUGCGAUGUUGUUCACAGAAGAUAGGAUAUACAGACACACACCCCACACCCCACCCCAUCAGGCAUGCAGUGCACCCCGGAAGUGCCAGAACUCUGUCAAAAAGGAAUUCUUUCCGAAAGCGGACCUGCAGAUUUUCAAUGCAGAUGAACGGUGUUUGAAUUCAUAGGCUGGAAAUCCAUUGUUUCUCCAACCACGUGGCAUGGGGGUGAAUGCAGGUUACACAAAACCAAAUGUUUUCCCAUAAACGUCAAUAAACGUCAGACCAACUCUGAUGAUUUAUCUCAU